Messenger RNA from Rhodamnia argentea, 825 nucleotides. Its product is annotated as ethylene-responsive transcription factor ERN1-like. NCBI's taxonomy places the organism in Eukaryota, Viridiplantae, Streptophyta, Magnoliopsida, Myrtales, Myrtaceae. The transcript has a single exon. Bases 112 to 825 code for a protein of 237 amino acids. Gene Ontology annotation, molecular function: DNA-binding transcription factor activity; DNA binding. The record is from RefSeq and is a predicted model, not a curated record. Gene Ontology annotation, biological process: regulation of DNA-templated transcription.
UAAUCAGACAAAUAAACUUCUCCCAUAAUUGUUCCUGUCAUCAUUCUUGUGCUCCUAGUUAUCAUGACACAAUAGUACAGACAUAGUCCUCUCCAGUCUUCUCCUCUUGCUAUGGACAAACCCUCGUCAUGCGUGACGGUCCAAGAAAUCCCAUCCAAAAGCUCAUGGACGUCUGUCGAAAGAGGGAGGAAUUCUGACCAAGAAGGAGAGGAAACCAUAGCCAUGAGGAAGAACAUCGAGAAGAGAGCAAAGGGCAAUGAUGCAACGAGAAGGUUUCUUGGGGUGAGACAAAGGCCUUCGGGGAGAUGGGUCGCCGAAAUCAAGGACUCCAUGCUGAAGCUGAGGCUGUGGUUGGGCACCUUUGAUAGCGCUGAGGAAGCCGCUCUGGCUUACGACUGCGCGGCCCGGCUUCUCCGAGGGAGGAACGCGAAGACGAACUUCCCAUGCCGCCAGCGGAUUGGUAAUCACCACGAUGUGAACUGCAGCUUCGUUGGACAGCAUCCGAAGGUCGACCAGAUUCUCCAGCAUGCAAACAUGAAGCAGCCACCGGCAAGAUCGUCGUCGCCAUCAUCAUCGUCAGCUCUCAACUCUUUUCUCAACUAUCCAUGGCGAGAUCGGAAUGAGAGAAGUGAAGGCGGUUCGAAAGGUGUCGAUGCCGUCGUCGAAGAAACGAUAGUCUGCUUGUCGAACUCGUCGAAAGAAGGUUCGGACCGUUGCGGUAUGCAAGGAAACGAGUCCUGUGGGAUCUCAUUAUUCGGUAGUUCUAAGGUGUAUUCCUCAGUGUUUGUGGCUCCUUCAUUUAGUUCAAGAGGCUUAGUUGAAUGA